Molecule: messenger RNA, 871 nt
Organism: Cryptotermes secundus
Lineage: Eukaryota; Metazoa; Arthropoda; Insecta; Blattodea; Kalotermitidae
Gene: zetaCOP
Product: coatomer subunit zeta-1
Exons: 5
Coding region: 15-629 (204 amino acids)
Biological process (GO): intracellular protein transport; intra-Golgi vesicle-mediated transport; retrograde vesicle-mediated transport, Golgi to endoplasmic reticulum
Cellular component (GO): COPI vesicle coat
Source: RefSeq, a predicted model, not a curated record
CAAUAUCGAGUUAUAUGUGUUUUUGGUAUAUCAACCACAUAUACGAGUAUAUGGUUGGCAGAUUGGUUGGAAACAUGCGUGUAUAUGGAAAUAUGGAAAGUCUUCUGCUUGAACCAACAUUAUAUACAGUCAAGGGCAUGGCAAUCCUUGAUAAUGAUGGAAACAGAAUAUUAGCGAAAUACUACGACAAAAACGUGUUUGCGACAGCAAAAGAACAAAAAGCUUUUGAAAAAAAUCUAUUCAAUAAGACGCAUCGAGCAAAUGCAGAGAUCAUCAUGCUUGAUGGACUUACGUGUGUAUAUAGGAGCAAUGUAGACUUGUUCUUCUAUGUUAUGGGAAGUUCACAUGAAAAUGAGUUAAUUUUGAUGAGUGUGCUGAACUGCUUGUAUGAUGCCGUAAGUCAGAUUUUACGAAAGAAUGUUGAAAAGCGAGUUGUAUUAGAGAACCUGGAUAUUGUCAUGCUGGCAAUGGAUGAAAUUUGUGAUGGAGGAAUUGUAAUGGAAGCUGAUUCAUCUGCACUUGUUCAGAGAGUAGCUCUGCGAACAGAUGACAUUCCUCUUGGAGAGCAGACUGUGGCUCAGGUAUUGCAGUCUGCAAAGGAGCAACUGAAAUGGUCACUUCUGAAGUGAUACUUAUGACUGGGCCAUGGACACUAACACUCCUCAUUCCUACUUGAAUUUGUGGCAACCUGUAGAGGCAUAUUUUAUUUGUAUUGUAACCCUUCAGAAUGUAGCAAUUUAAAGUAUGUCAGAUGUGAUAAGGCAGUUAUGUUGAUGUUUGAUAUUGUUACACUUUUCUAUAAGACGUCCAAGUUCCAUCAUCAUCAUCAUGUAUGUAUGUAAAAAUAGAAAGGUGAAAUAUGGUAAAAUUA